GCGCUGCCCGAGGACGUCAUCUGCAAAGUGCACCUGAAGAGCUUCGUGGAGCAGCAGGGCUUGGUGGGCUACGACCCCAAUCUAGAUGUCCUUCUCGUGACGGAGGGGAAGCUGCGGUCCCUGGCUGAGCUGCAGCAAGCCGUUCUGCAGUGCGCGGGGAGCUGCUGCAGCAUCGUGCACGUGGUGAGCUGCGAGGAGGAAUUCCAGCAGCAGCAGCUGGAUCUGCUCUGGAGGAUUCUGGAUCCAGGAGCCCACACAGCUUUGCAGAAACACCUUGUCUGCGGGCCAGUGAAGGUGACAAACCCCUCAUCGCCCAUCGGGGCAGACCAGUACUUCCAGCUCCGAAAGCGCCAGAUGUACGAAGCCUCCGUGAUGAAGUACGGGGAGCUUGCGCAAGAUGAGGCCUGGACUGAGGUGAUCGAUACCCUGACAGCGGCUGCCAUCAGGUUUGAGCUGCUGAGCACUGCUCACCGGAGCCAGAUCACCCUGGACCUGGAGGACAGCAGCAUCUCCACGAAGGGAACCAAGAGCGGCGCCUUCGUGAUGUACAACUGCGCCCGGUUAGCCACGCUCUUCGACACCUUCCAGCGGGCUGUGGAGCGGGGCACGUACCCACCUCUGCCACCAGCGUCAGAACUGAACUUCUCCUGCCUCCGGGAAGAGGGCGAAUGGCUCCUGCUCUUCAACUAUCUCCUGCCCUUCCCUGAAGUCCUGCAGCAGGCAGCACAGCUGCCUGCACCCACCAAGGGGAUCCGGAUCACAGCCAACACGGAGACAGUCUGCAAGUUCCUGAUCCAGCUCAGCAUGGAUUUCAGCUCUUACUACAACCGCGUCCACAUCCUUGGGGAGCCGUUCCCUCACCUCUUUGACCAGAUGUUUGCCCGCCUCCAGCUGCUGGGAGCAGUGAGGAAUGUGUUCCACAGCGCGCUGGCGACUCUGCACCUCCCUCCUCUCAGCCAGAUCUGA
This is a messenger RNA of Leptosomus discolor (cuckoo roller), 966 nucleotides long. The record is from RefSeq and is a predicted model, not a curated record. Lineage: Eukaryota; Metazoa; Chordata; Aves; Leptosomiformes; Leptosomidae.